AUGCUGAAGCAGCGGUUGCGCAAGAUGACGAUCGGUGACGUCGCGCGACAAUCGCACGAAUACUCGCACUUCAAGCGCACCUACAAGCUCGGCGCUGAGCUGGGGCGCGGCGGCUUCGGGACCGUAUACUCUGGCUUCAGACAAGCCGACGGUCGCCCAGUUGCCAUCAAGUUUGUAUCGAAGCCGAAUGUGACGGCGUGGAACACGCUGGACAACCGACAGGUGCCGGUGGAGAUUGUGCUCCUCGAACGGUGCCAAGAUGUCGGCGGCGUCAUCCAGAUGCUCGAUUGGUACGAGCGGACCGAUGGCUUUGUGAUUGUCAUGGAGCGGCCAUCGCCGUGUACUGAUCUGUUUGACUAUAUCUCCGACCAUGGUCCUCUACAUGAGGGUGUCGCGCGCAACUUCUUCAAGCAGGUGGUCGAGACAAUGAUGGCCUGCUCCCGAAACGGUGUCCUCCACCGCGACAUCAAAGAUGAAAACCUGGUCGUCGACCUGAAGACGGCCCAGCUGAAGCUCAUCGACUUUGGCAGCGGCGCGUUCGCCAAGGCCGGCUGCUACACCGACUUUGAAGGAACCCGCGUGUACAGCCCGCCAGAAUGGAUCCAGGAGUCGCGGUACGACGGCAUCCAGGCGACAGUGUGGUCGUUGGGGAUUCUGUUGUACGAUAUGGUGUGUGGAGACAUCCCCUUCCGACGAGAUGCCGACAUCAUUGGUGGAUCGAUCCAUUGGCGGCACCCCAUUUCGGAUGCAUGCAAAGACCUGAUCCGGAAAUGCCUGGCCAUCGAGGGUCCAUCCCGUCCAUCCCUCGAAGCCCUUCUCGAACACCCAUGGAUGCAACCCGGCGAACCGGGCAAACCCAUCUCAACCCAUGAGCUGAACGGGGCCAGACACAAGCUCGCCUCGGUACCCGAUCGACUUGCCCACCAAGCCGCACACCAACGAAAGCCCCGACAACCCCAACAUGGAUCUGAACACUCGACCGGAACCACGUCAUCACAACCAAUUGAUGUGGAAGAGCCGAGGAGGGAUGAGGAGAGAGAUUUGACGAUUACGAGAGGGAAUCAAGAAGAGGCACAACCCAUGAAUAUUGACAAGAAGAAUGUUGAGCCGUGCUCCCUGGCGCACUACUCGACCUCGCCGGUGAAGCGGAAGAGCGAGCAGACACGAGCCCAAUAUCUCGCCGCCCAGCAACGAUCCCAGCCCCGACCACUGCCACACCAUCACCACCACCCCCAUCAUCAUCGGACCGGCUCGGUGGGGUCGAAUCUGUGUGCCGUCUCCGUGCUGUCGUCCGGCUCAUCCGGAUACGGUACCUGCUCGACGUCGCCGCCGACAUCGGGCUCGGGAGCCACACAGGGGGCGCUGAUCCUCGGCUCGUAU
Messenger RNA from Mesorhabditis spiculigera, 1380 nucleotides. The record is from the annotation of a GenBank genome assembly. NCBI's taxonomy places the organism in Eukaryota, Metazoa, Nematoda, Chromadorea, Rhabditida, Rhabditidae.